Molecule: messenger RNA, 829 nt
Organism: Portunus trituberculatus (swimming crab)
Lineage: Eukaryota; Metazoa; Arthropoda; Malacostraca; Decapoda; Portunidae
Exons: 3
Coding region: 44-829 (261 amino acids)
Source: RefSeq, a predicted model, not a curated record
CGCCAGCGCUCACGCAUGGAUAAAGGAUUUAGAAAAUAGAACAAUGACAAACUGGACAGACGAAGGGAGGAUAGAGUUGGCCAAGCAAUAUGCAUUGGACAGUGCAUAUACUCAUAUGACACACUGUGCAACGCAACAUAAAAAUGAUUGGGAUGAUGUGAGAAAAGCAUUCCCUGAUAUUUAUCCAGAGGAUAGAUCGCUUCCAAGCCUGAUCAGUGAAUUGUCAUCAGUAACUCGACAGCCCAGAGAAACCAUAACAGAGCUCUAUAUCAGAGUAGAAGGGAUUGUGGCAAAAUUAGACAGCAUAAAACCCACAGACUGUGGGGCUAUGCAUGGGAUACGUUCAAGCCUGGGAUGUACCCCAAAGCUCACCUCCUCAACAAGGGAUGAGUUUCUCCCAAGACCAUCAACUACUUGUAACUGGACAAGCUUAUGUGGUGCCUUUUUCUCCUAUGGUUAUUCAACCUUAUCCCUUACUACUCCCAUUGCCUUCUCAUCCUGGGAACAUUCUGUUAUUGUGAAUACCACUAAUAUCAGCAUUCCCGACAGUUUUGGUCUUGAGCCCUGGUCUGUCCCAAAAUAUAUUGCACAUAUGCAGCCGCUGGCGAAACAGUCCCCUCCUACGGCACUCGACUGGCACAACGGGAAGGACUGGCUCUGGAUCCUAUUACCUAUUGGGGUCAUCGCGGCCGGCCUGGUGGCCUACCGCAUCUACCGACCCUGUGCACUCUUUGGCUUGGCACAGGCUGCGCCAGCCCAGGUGACUGUCAGCACACAACGCAAGCUCAAUCCAGAGGACACCGCUUAUCACGCAUGCCCUCACCACUAG